GGAAAAAAAACAGAAAAAAAAUUUAAAAAAUUAAUAAAAAUAAUGACAAUGAGUACAUUAUUGAUACAUCAGAUUGAACCAUUUUUUGGUGGUUCAACAAUACAAUCUUCAUCAUCAUCUUCAUCUUCAUCAUCGUCAUCUUCAUCAUUAUCAUCGAAUCCGGUUGAUGAUCAAAUGGAUAGUUUUUCACCAACAUCCGUAAAUCUUACAUUUCCCGAACAAUAUGGUGGUGGUGGUUGUGGUAGUGUUGAAUCAUCGAAUCGUACAUCAACGUCAUCAUUAAAUCAUUCAAAUGAUAAUAAUGUUGGAUUUAUAACCAUAAUGAAUUAUAAUCUUUUUAAUCAAACAAAUGAUAAUGAAAAUUUUAAUCAUCAUCAACAAUUAUUAUCUUCGAUUAAUACGGAAUCAGAUAAUACCAACAAUAAUAAUCAUGAUGAUAAUUUAGUUAUAAAUAAUAAUUGUCAACAACAAUCAUCAUCAUCAUCAUUUUUAUUACCAUUUUCGAAUGUUUUAUCAACAAACAACAAUAAUCAUCAUGACGAAAACCAUUUUGACUUGAAUAGGUCAUCUAUUGAUCAAAAUAGCCAACAUCAUAAUAAUAAUAAUCAUUCGAAUUCCUAUCAUCAUCAUGUUGAUGAUUUUAUUGUCCAUAAUAAUUCGGAUGAUAAUGAUGAACAAAAUGAAGAUGAUAAUAAUAAUAAUAAUAAUAAUAUUGUUAAUUGUAUGCCAUGUAUUCUUCAUGAUGAUUAUGAUAUUUCCAAUCAUAUCGAACAACAUUCAUUGACAACAAUAGGAACAACUGCAUUAUCAUCAUCAUCAUCAUCAUCAUGGUCAAUAAAAUCACCGGAACAAUGGCAACCAAUUGAAGUAGCUGAAUGGAUACGUUUUUGGGCAUCAAGAAACAAUAUACAGGAUAUUGAAAUUGCACAUUUACUUUAUAAUCAAAUGUCUGGCAAUGAAUUAUGUCAAAUGCAACGAGAAUAUUUUACUAAUAUUUGUCCACAAUAUGGUAAUCUUAUCUAUGAUUCAUUACAAUCAUUAAUGGAACAAUUUCGUCAUUCGAAUCAACAACAACAACAAUCGAAUGAUGAUAAAAAUUGUUUUUUGCUAUCCAAUCCAAAUUCUGAUUACGCUCAACAACAACAACAAAAUCUUCAUCAUGAUGAAUCUUUACAAACCAAUGACAUAUCAAAUCAUCAUCAUCAUCAUUUAUUACCAAUUCAUUUAGAUCUAUAUCAUCAUCAUCAACAUCAUCAUUCGUCAAUGAUAAAUACAAAUUUAGAUUCAACAAUAAGAUUGGCUAUCAGUAAUGAUGAUUUAUUCGAUGAUAAUAAUAAUAAUAAUCAACAACCGCAAUCAUCACAACAAACAAAUCAUCAUAUACAAAAUCAAUUUAAUCAUCAUCAUCAUCACCAUCAACUUAAUCAUUAUAAUAACAAUACAUUCGAAGAUCCAAGUCCAAACUCUUAUGCAUUUGAUUCUGAUCGUGAAAGUAAUACUAGUAGUACAACUUUUAGUGAUCAUCAUCAUCAUCACAAACACAAUCAACAACAUGGAAAUCAUCAACAAUAUCGUCAUCAUGAACAACAACAACAACAACAAUUACAAAAAAUUCCCCUCGUUAUCGGAUCCUAUUAUUUAUCACCACUAGAGCAACAACAACAACAAUGGCAACAACAACAACCACAAUCAGCAUCAUCAUCACCAUCAUCCACAUCAUUAUCAUCAUCAAUUUUGAUCAAUAAUAAUAAUAAUAAUAAUAAUAAUGGUCAUCAGCAACAACAACAACAGAAUUGUCAAGAAAUUCAUGUUAUUUUUAGUAACAAUGAUAAUAACAAUAAUGAACAGGAUCAUCAUCAUCAUCAUCACAAUCACCAAUCAUCCAAUAUCGAAUUGGACAUUGAUCAAACAUCGAUUGAUGAUGAUGAAUUAGCCUUGAAACAGCAACAUCAUCAUCAUCAACAUUUAAAUCAUCAAUAUACAAUGAAUAAUAGUAGCCAUCAUCAUUUUCAAGAUAAUAAUAAUAAUUGUUCCAAUGUAAUUAAUAAUGGACGACGAGGACGGCCACCGAAAAAAGAGAAUAAAUCUCGAAGUAAAGGUAAUGGUAAACUAUGGGAAUUUAUUCGUGAUUUGUUAUUAAAUCCGGUGACCAAUCCAAGUUUAAUACGUUGGGAACGACAAGAAGAUGGUAUAUUUAAAUUCAUACAAUCGGAUAAGGUGGCAAAAAUGUGGGGUGAACGUAAACAAAAUCCACGUAUGACAUAUGAAAAAUUAAGCCGUGCAAUGAGAUACUAUUAUAAAUCACAAGUAUUAUUACCGGUAUUUGGAAGACGAUUAGUUUAUAAAUUUGGACCAAAUGCAACUGGUUGGAGGCCAAUAAAAACAACAACAUCAAUUGAUGAUUAUGAUUAUUCACAAUCAUCUCCAUCGACGACAACAAUUUGUGAAAUGACACAUUUGGAUUCAAAAUGAAAAUACUUUUCCCAAAAACAAAAAACAACGACCUAUCGUUCGUAAUUAUACCAAAAAACAAAA
Molecule: messenger RNA, 2535 nt
Organism: Dermatophagoides pteronyssinus (European house dust mite)
Lineage: Eukaryota; Metazoa; Arthropoda; Arachnida; Sarcoptiformes; Pyroglyphidae
Biological process (GO): regulation of transcription by RNA polymerase II; cell differentiation
Cellular component (GO): nucleus
Molecular function (GO): sequence-specific DNA binding; DNA-binding transcription factor activity, RNA polymerase II-specific
Source: RefSeq, a predicted model, not a curated record